GUCACUGGAAGUGAAGCAGCCCCAGAGGAGUGGUGGCCGACAGCGCAGGAAGAGGCAGAUCUCUCCGCUGCACGUGUUGGACAGCUCCGAGGCCCUAGCGCUCCGCAGCGUCCCAAGACUUCAGUCCUCAGGAUUGACCCCUAUGCCGCACCGAACGAACUGGCGCCGGCACUGUUGGCUGGUUUGCGAGCUGCAGGAUGCGGCACCUCAAUUACCUUGCUGGUGGUGUGUCGUGCGUACCAGAGCCGUCGACCUGUCUCGGUGCUGAACUGGUGUCUUCAGCAAGAGGACUAUGCUCAGUGGCGCAUGACGGUGUUGCCCUACUCGUGGGACCCUCGCUUCGUUUACCUGGAGGAUUGCAAAGCCCGUGGGAACGAGGUGAUCUUGGAGGUCUGGAUGGAGGAAGAGGGACAGGAGGCGGAGAUCGCGCUGAGUCGCCUACUGCUGGCGCAUCCUACUGCUGUGCCAAGAAGACAUUGGCACAAUGGCUUCUACAGCAAACCCUUCAAGGAGCGUACUCGCCUGGCACGUGACGGAGUUGCAGAGCAUUGCGAGUGGUUCCGCUGGCAAAAGCCCGCACCUCUCUCUGCGGAAUCUCAUGCAGCUGCCGAGGGUUUUUCCAGGUUGACGAAGGCUGUUGCGGAACCACCGGAAGAUGAUGAUGAGGAGCCACCACCUUUGGUCAGUCAUGAGUGAGACCCUUUCGCUCUGAGAAAA
This is a messenger RNA of Cladocopium goreaui, 717 nucleotides long. The record is from the annotation of a GenBank genome assembly. NCBI's taxonomy places the organism in Eukaryota, Dinophyceae, Suessiales, Symbiodiniaceae.